AUGGAAAUCGAUUCUGGACAGACAGGGAUAGAAAAGGGAAGACAUUUGGUUGAAGAUCGUCAUAAUAAUAAUACUUAUGAUCCAGAAGCCAUUAUAAAAUGUUUAAUGAUUUUUGAUGAGGAAACAAACACAUGGUCAUUAGAAAUUGUGAAAUCUAGUUAUCAUGUUAAUAUGGGUGAAUUUGAUAAUUUUGAAACAUCUAAUUCAGCUUCAUCUGGUGAUAAUAGUAGUAAUGAUAGUUUAUCUGAAAAUGGUAAUGAUGAUGCUUCGGAUUCUGGGGAAUCGAUAUUGAAUCCUGAAUUUGUUGAACUCGCAUCAAUGAUGAAAACUUCAUUGAGCAAUAAUCCUCAUGAAGAAAAAGAUGAUGAUGAUGAAAAUGGUUCCUCAUCAUAA
Entrophospora sp. SA101 is the source of this 393-nucleotide messenger RNA. NCBI's taxonomy places the organism in Eukaryota, Fungi, Glomeromycota, Glomeromycetes, Entrophosporales, Entrophosporaceae. The record is from the annotation of a GenBank genome assembly.